AUGGCUAUCGGUGAGUCGGACAGGCCCUUCGACAGCUCCAGUGCCUGGAGAGAGUCUAUAGAUUCCGACUCUCCGGGCAAGGAGAAGCAGCGUGCAGGAGAGCCAUCAGGGCCUCGUGGUGGCAGUGGUGUUGGAGCCAGGUCCAGAGACCCAAGAUAUAAUAAGCCCAGAGGCUUUUGGACGCGUAUCCUGAAGCACUUCAAGCGGUAUUGGCUGUGUUAUGGCCUCCUGGGCAUCAUAUUUCUGGCAAUCUUCCUGCCCGUGUUUUUCCUGGUAAUCAUACCGGCAAUUGCGCAGAGGCUAGUCAAUGAUGCUAGCAUUCCAAUCCACUCUGCAGCUAUCAUGCAACCAACCCCGGAUAGCUUAAUGUUCUCGCUGUCUGCAUCUCUAAAUGUUCCCCUCGGGCUCAGUGUGCGGAUAGAUCCACUCAACUUGAGUCUAUUCAAUCGAGAUGUGAAGCCGAGAAAACCAUACGUGACGGCUCCGCUCAAUGGACUUCGCCUGAAAGGCAAAUCCGACAUCACGAUUACCAACCAGACGACCAAGAUCCUGGACGAGGAGCAGUUCACUAAAUUUUUGAGCAAUGCGGUUUACUCGAAGAGGUUUAUCUUAUCGGCUUAUGGUAAGACAACAGCCCACUUGGGAAAGAUCAAAGUUUCCCUCACCCUGGAUAAAGAUAUAGAGCUAAAUGGACUCGAUAUGUUGAACGGGUUCUCUAUUGACGCCGCCAGACUGGCCCUCCCACCAGAGGAUGACGGUUCCAACCUGGUUGGAAAAGCAACACUGCCAAAUUACUCUGUCGUGACAUUUGCUCUGGGGAAUGUCACUCUCAAUCUUAAGGUCGAUGACCUGAUUCUAGGAAACGGUACUAUCAACAAUGUACUGCUGAAGCCUGGAAACAACUCAGUUCCGUUGCGUGGAGUGGUGGAUAUCCCAAAUGCGAUCAGGAAUAUUGGGCCUAUUUUAGCUGCAGAGACAGAGGCUCUGAGCCAGGGAAAUGUGAUGAUCUCAGCAUCCGGGAAUUCGACUAUCUACGACGGGGAGCAUAUAUCAUACUAUGAGAAGGUGUUGAAUAACCUGACCAUCAGCGCGAACGUGCCCAUUCUCAAGGUGCUGUUUGGUUCCAUCUCCGGAUUGGUGUCAUCGAAUCCCGACGUGAUGCAGAACGUGACCGACGCGUUGCGGCAGGCGAACUUGUCGUCCAGCCAAGAUAUGUGA
Molecule: messenger RNA, 1218 nt
Organism: Aspergillus nomiae NRRL 13137
Lineage: Eukaryota; Fungi; Ascomycota; Eurotiomycetes; Eurotiales; Aspergillaceae
Product: DUF3712 domain-containing protein
Exons: 4
Coding region: 1-1218 (405 amino acids)
Cellular component (GO): fungal-type vacuole membrane
Source: RefSeq, a predicted model, not a curated record